Messenger RNA from Laetiporus sulphureus 93-53, 897 nucleotides. Its product is annotated as 40S ribosomal protein S2. The record is from RefSeq and is a predicted model, not a curated record. Bases 1 to 897 code for a protein of 298 amino acids. Gene Ontology annotation, cellular component: cytosolic small ribosomal subunit; 90S preribosome; ribosome. NCBI's taxonomy places the organism in Eukaryota, Fungi, Basidiomycota, Agaricomycetes, Polyporales, Laetiporaceae. Gene Ontology annotation, biological process: ribosomal small subunit assembly; cytoplasmic translation. The transcript is spliced from 3 exons. Gene Ontology annotation, molecular function: structural constituent of ribosome.
AUGUCGUCAAAAUUGCCAUCUGUGCUCAACGCGAGCGAGGAUGACAUAAAGCUCCUGCUGGCUGCGCAAUCACACAUUGGUAGCAAAAACUGUGACAAGCAGAUGUUGCCGUACGUCUGGAAGCGGAGGUCUGAUGGAAUCCACCUACUCAACAUCGGCAAGACCUGGGAAAAGCUUGUCUUCGCUGCUCGUAUCAUCGCAGCAAUUGAGAAUCCAAACGACGUCUGUAUCAUCUCUGCUCGCCCGUACGGGCACCGUGCUGUACUCAAGUACGCCGCAAAUACUGGCGCGCAAGCCAUCGCGGGCCGUUUCACGCCCGGGUCUUUCACCAAUUAUAUCACCCGUUCAUUCAAGGAGCCGCGUCUGAUUGUCGUUACGGACCCGCGUGUGGACCACCAGGCGAUCCGCGAGGCAUCAUACGUCAACAUCCCCGUCAUCGCGUUCUGCGACACCGAUGCGCCGCUGAAGUUCGUCGACGUUGUCAUUCCAACGAACAACAAGUCGCGUCACUCGAUCGGUCUGAUGUGGUGGCUCCUCGCGCGCGAAGUCCUUCGCCUCCGCGGCACGAUCCCCCGCACUCCCGAGGGUUGGAACGUCAUGGUGGACAUGUUCUUCUACCGCGAUCCCGAGGAGGUCGAGAAGCAGCAGCAGGAGGAGGCUCAGGCGAAGGCGGAGGCCGCUGCGGGCGCAGUUGCCGAGGCGCCUGUCAACGAGUGGGAAGCCACAUCUGCCCCCGCCGUGGGCGGCAUCAACCCUGCAUUGGCCGGCGAGGGCGGUGCUCUCGACUGGUCUACGGAGCCUACAGGUGCCGGUUCCACCGACUGGGCAGCAGACCCUCCCGCUGCUACUACUGGAGGUUGGGGAGCUGACGCUGCCGCUCCGACGGGCUGGGAUUAA